This is a messenger RNA of Trichoderma reesei QM6a, 1224 nucleotides long. Its product is annotated as oxalate decarboxylase. Bases 1 to 1224 code for a protein of 407 amino acids. Gene Ontology annotation, biological process: oxalate metabolic process. The record is from RefSeq and is a predicted model, not a curated record. Lineage: Eukaryota; Fungi; Ascomycota; Sordariomycetes; Hypocreales; Hypocreaceae. The transcript has 5 exons.
AUGAAGGUCUCGUUGUUAGCAACAUGUGCGCUGCGUCUCAUCGGCGCAGCCGCCGCACCUGGCAUCCAGCAGCGAGACGGAGGGUUCUCUGACGGGCAACCCAUCAGUCCGGAUGGCAAAGGAGGUCCCUUUUCAGGUGGCACGAACCAUGAGCUCGAUCUGCAGAACCCAAACAACCUUGGCCAGCAAUCGACCGAUAACGGGGUAGUUCCCAACCUCAAAUGGAGCUUCUCAGACUCGAGGACGCGCAUCUUGAAGGGCGGCUGGGUACGCGAGCAAGUCAUCACUGACUUGCCCGCCAGCCACGACGUUGCCGGUGCCCAGAUGCAUCUAAAGAAAGGGGCAAUCCGUGAGCUGCACUGGCAUCGAGUGGCUGAAUGGGGCAUUGUCUAUGCCGGCCGUAUCAUCAUGUCGGCCGUUGAUGAGAAGGGCAACUACGAAGUCGCCGAGCUAGGUUACGGCGACGUUUGGUAUUUCCCCAAGGGAGUUGCACAUACAGUGCAGGGGCUUGAUGAGGAAAACGAGUUUCUCCUAAUCUUCGACGACGGCGACUUUGACAAGAUCGGUACCACUUUCAACGUCGACGACUGGAUCGCUCACACUCCCCGCUCAGUCCUCGCAAAGAACUUUGGCGUUGAUGAAUCUGUCUUCGACUCUCUGCCUGCAUCCGAUCCGUACAUUAUCAACGGCACCGUCAGCACGCAUAACGUCACUGGAUAUAUCCCAGCUCUUACGGAAACCAGUUCCUUUGUUUACCGCACGCUGCAGCAUCCACCCGAGAAGAUUGGCGGAACUGGUGGCCAGGUACACAAGAUAGACUCAACCAAUUUCCCGGUGAGCAAGACGAUUGCGGCAACGUUUGUGACGCUGAAGCCUGGUGGCCUGAGGGAGCUACACUGGCAUCCAAACGCCGAAGAGUGGCUCUACUUCCACAAAGGCACCGCCCAAGCAAGUGUCUUUAUCGGCAGCGCCGCCGCCCGAACUUUCAAUUUCCGAGCCGGCGACACAGCCGUCUUUCCCGACAACUCGGGUCACUAUAUCGAGAACACGUCCGAGACGGAGGACCUCGUCUGGGUGGAGAUCUACAAGUCGGAUCGCGUCGUAGACAUUCCCUUGACGCAGUGGCUAGCCCUGACGCCACCAGAUAUUGUUGCGCAGACGCUCAAGGUGCCGCUGGAGUUUGUGGAGAAGUUGAAGAAGGAGAAGCAGGUGCUGAUUGAGUAG